This is a messenger RNA of Trichechus manatus latirostris (Florida manatee), 1179 nucleotides long. RefSeq names its product spermidine synthase (gene SRM). Bases 1 to 909 code for a protein of 302 amino acids. Lineage: Eukaryota; Metazoa; Chordata; Mammalia; Sirenia; Trichechidae. The record is from RefSeq and is a predicted model, not a curated record. The transcript is spliced from 8 exons. Gene Ontology annotation, biological process: polyamine metabolic process. Gene Ontology annotation, molecular function: catalytic activity.
AUGGAUCUCUGCUGCGACAGCCCCGCCGCCCCCGGCCCCGCCGCCAUCCGCGAGGGCUGGUUCCGCGAGACCUGUCCCCUGUGGCCCGGCCAGGCCUUGUCGCUGCAGGUGGAGCAGCUGCUGCACCAUCAGCGCUCGCAGUAUCAGGACAUCCUUGUCUUCCGCAGUAAGUCCUAUGGCAACGUGCUGGUGUUGGACGGCGUCAUCCAGUGCACCGAGAGGGACGAGUUCUCCUACCAGGAGAUGAUUGCCAACCUGCCCCUCUGCAGCCACCCCAACCCGCGCAAGGUGCUGAUCAUUGGGGGCGGAGACGGCGGCGUCCUGCGGGAAGUGGUGAAGCACCCCUCAGUGGAGGCCGUGGUCCAGUGCGAGAUUGAUGAGGAUGUCAUCCAAGUGUCUAAGAAGUUCCUGCCGGGUAUGGCUGUUGGCUACUCUAGCUCAAAGUUGACCCUCCAUGUCGGCGACGGUUUUGAGUUCAUGAAACAGAACCAGGAUGCCUUCGAUGUUAUCAUCACUGACUCCUCAGACCCCAUGGGCCCCGCAGAGAGCCUCUUCAAGGAAUCCUAUUACCAGCUCAUGAAGACUGCCCUCAAGGAGGAUGGCAUUCUCUGCUGCCAGGGUGAGUGCCAGUGGCUGCACCUGGACCUCAUCAAGGAGAUGCGGCAGUUCUGCAAGUCGCUCUUCCCAGUGGUGGCCUACGCUUACUGCACCAUCCCCACCUACCCCAGCGGCCAGAUAGGCUUUAUGCUGUGCAGCAAGAACCCGAGCACCAACUUCCGGGAGCCGUUGCAGCAGCUGACAGAGACACAGGUGGAGCAGAGGCAGCUGAAAUACUACAACUCAGACGUGCACCGGGCAGCCUUUGUGCUGCCCGAGUUUGCCCGCAAGGCCCUGAAUGACAUGAGCUGAGCCCGGAGCUGCUGCUGCCGCCGCCGCCGCCGCCGCCGCCACCACCCAAAAACCUCAGACCAGGGAGCCCCAGGGUGAUCGGGCCCCCCCAGCCCCACACAAGACCCUCCGUGGGCUCUCACCCACCAACCAAGUGUUAGCGGCCCCAGAAUGCUGCCCGACCUGCCCUGCUGGGUGGACUGUCUGUCUUCUUUCCAUGUGGCAUCCAGCCUCCAAACCUAUACCAGCUGUGUACAGCACCUUCUCUGCCUUCUGUUACUCCCACUCACC